AUGAACACAGCGACCACAAUCGCCAUCGGAUUGUUAAUGUCCAUCCCGCUGAUCCUGAUGCAGCCGGACCCACAAACAGCCAACUGGUCGGCUCAAAUCGCACUGGAACUUCAGGAGCAGCCGGACAAGUUGGCCUAUUGUCGUUCGCUUCAGCAACAGAAUCUGCGGAUAUCGCUCCAAAACACUGGAUGUGCCGCCAUUCUGAGCAACCAGCUCGGCGUGACAGGCGAAAUGCUACUUGAGAUUCAAAAGCGCUGCUGGGCCGGAUGGGGACUCCUGGCAGGACGAUGUCGCAAGUUGGCCUAGACUUUAAGGUGCUCAAAAGGGUGAUGCGAAAUAUUCCAAACCUUGUAGCUAACUGAAAUAAAGAACACAAUGGCAGGCAG
Molecule: messenger RNA, 386 nt
Organism: Drosophila mauritiana
Lineage: Eukaryota; Metazoa; Arthropoda; Insecta; Diptera; Drosophilidae
Exons: 1
Coding region: 1-306 (101 amino acids)
Source: RefSeq, a predicted model, not a curated record